Molecule: messenger RNA, 948 nt
Organism: Nerophis lumbriciformis (worm pipefish)
Lineage: Eukaryota; Metazoa; Chordata; Actinopteri; Syngnathiformes; Syngnathidae
Source: RefSeq, a predicted model, not a curated record
GAUGCUACAUUCCCACACAGGCACACAAGAGGGGAACAAGAGGGGAACAAGAGGGGAACAAGAGGGGAAGAUGGCAAAUGCAUUUUUUAAUAACUUAGCAUUUUCUCUUGUCUUUGUGCUGCUGCUGCUGGCACAUUUCCCCGGCCAAGCUUUGGGGGAACAAACGAAAACGACAGAGUUUGACGUGAGACCUGGUGGAAUGGUGCACACCUUCACCGAGUACAUUGUCUCGUCCCCUCAAUGGGUCGCUCGUGGGGUUCUGAAGGAAGCCAUUCACUUCCUGUCUUGGGCACUCAAGCUGGCUGCUGCGUUUAUCCCCGAGCAGCUGUUUAUCAAACUGGGAGGAUACGAAUGCUCUUUCUCGUUCGCUGCACAAGGAGGAACUAAUGAGAAAUGGUUAAUGAGUGUAGGCCUCAGCGAUGAAGACAAACUGUUGUCAUGCUCAGUGUGGAGGCCUACGGGGACUUCCUACCUGUUUUUCACGCAGUUCAAAAUGGAGUUGAAAGGAACCAAAAUUGAAUAUGCAAACGCCUCGUCUCAGGCGAGGGCAGGACAAAAAGAGGUGGUCCUGAGUGCGGAGGAGUACACCAUAGGAGAGUCUGCAGUGACCCACACGGAGGGAAAGUUCAAGGCCCAGCUGGCCAAGCUGACGGCCAUCGGGCGCACGCGUCACCAAGAGCUGUGAGCCGGCGAGGUCACGUGACUCGCCGGGAUCUUUUUUUCGAGGACUUUUCCACGGAGCAGAAAAAAAAAAUCUCACUUUUAUUGUCCUCCCAUGUUUUUACGGUAUGAGACUGAGAGAAUCUUACUUAGAAUGAAUAUUUACAGUCCGAGUACUGUAACCCUUUGGGGGGUUUUAAUGGGCAUUGCCUUGACAAAAUGUAUGCAAGGACAUUUAUUUUGGUAAGCAUCAAACAUUAAAAGUAAGAAAUGAAUGAAGUUGCAACA